Messenger RNA from Lampris incognitus (smalleye Pacific opah), 639 nucleotides. It is a transcript of the gene rbp4l, whose product is annotated as retinol binding protein 4, like. Lineage: Eukaryota; Metazoa; Chordata; Actinopteri; Lampriformes; Lampridae. Gene Ontology annotation, molecular function: retinoid binding; retinol transmembrane transporter activity. The record is from RefSeq and is a predicted model, not a curated record. Bases 43 to 633 code for a protein of 196 amino acids. The transcript is spliced from 5 exons.
UUCAGCUCAGUUGCUGUUUGGACUCAAAGCUGCACACACAGAAUGGGACUCUCCAAACUGUCCCUGCUGCUGGUCUUGCUGUCCUGUGCAGAGCGCUGUCUGUCUGCUUCCUGUGUUGUGGACAGCUUCACCGUCAAAGAGGACUUCGACCCCAAGAGGUAUGCAGGGAAGUGGUAUGCUCUUCAGAAGAAGGACCCAGAAGGCCUCUUCCUGCAGGACAACAUCUCAGCUGAGUACACCCUUGAUGACGACGGCACCAUGACAGCUUCCUCCAAGGGACGGGUCACUCUUUUCGGCUUCUGGGUUGUGUGUGCGGACAUGGCUGCCCAGUAUACUGUUCCAGACCCUGCCACACCGGGCAAGAUGUUUAUGAACUACCAGGGUCUGGCUAGCUACCUGUCCAGUGGAGGUGACAACUACUGGGUGAUUGACACAGACUAUGACAACUAUGCCAUCACGUACGCCUGCCGCACGCUGAAGGAUGACGGGAGCUGCGACGACGGAUAUGCCCUGGUCUUCUCCAGAAACCCCCGCGGCCUGCCCCCUGCCAUCCAGCGCGCCGUUCGGCAGAAGCAAGCGGAGAUCUGCAUGGGCGGAGAGUUCCAGCCUGUUCUGCAGUCCGGGGCUUGCUAAGGAAAG